AAUACCACGGCACUUGGCGCAGGCUUCGGCCUGCUCGAGUCCGGCUGCGUGUCGCGAAAGAACGAGGUCAACAUCCUCAUGAAGAACGUGGCCGACGUGGUCGUGGGCGGCCUGGGUUACUGGAGCUUCGGCUACGGCCUGCAGUUCAGCUCGGGCGGCGGCAGCGCGCUGUUCAACGGCUUCGGCUUCUUCCUGGUGGACGCCGACCCGCAGGACAUGGGCCGCACGUUCGCCUGCUUCCUGUUCCAGCUGUCGUUCGCCACCACGGCCACGACCAUCGUGUCCGGAGCGAUGGCCGAGAGGACCAGCUUCACGGCGUACUGCCUCUUCUCGUUCCUCGACACGCUCGUCUUCUGCAUCCCGCCUGGUUGGCUCUGGGCCAGCCGAGGGUUCCUGCGCCAGCUGGGGGCGCUGGACUUUGCGGGCGCCGGGUGCGUACACCUGCUGGGCGGCACGUCGGCCCUGGUGGCCGCUGCCUUCCUGGGACCCAGGACUGGACGCUACGGAAGCGGCCCGCCGCCCGAACUCGGAAACCCGACCAGCGUGCUGCAGGGUGUCUUCACGCUGUGGUGGGGUUGGUUGGUUUUCAACGCCGGCAGCACAGUCGGCGUGACGAAUAACAAGUGGAAGUACGCAUCAAGGGCGGCUGUCACCACCAUCAACGGUUCGCUCGGAGGAGCCCUUGUUGGAAUACUGUUGUCGUACGCCAUACACCGGAAAUUUCUUGUCCUCAACAUCGUGUGCGGUCUCCUGACCGGGCUUGUUUCAGUUACAGGCGGCUCGGCGUACCUGGGCGCCCUGGACAGCGUUCUGGUGGGCUCGCUAGGCGCCCUGCUGUCCAGCGGCGUUUCUCCACUGCUUAGGAAGCUCCGCAUCGACGACCCCGUGGACGCGGUGUCCGUACACGGUUGCGGCGGUGCCUGGGGCCUGCUGGCCAUCGGCUUAUUCGUGCACGACCUCGCCGAUGACGACGACCAAGACGGCCACUGUAGCCGCUGCGGGCUUUUCAAGGGAGGUAGCGCCUACCUACUCGCCAUACAGGCGCUCACGUGCGUCUCUAUCGUGCUCUGGAGCGCCGUGACCACUUACAUUCUGCUCGUGGUCGUGAACUGGCUGGUGCCCAUCCGCAUGAGCCUCGAACACGAGGUGCUGGGUGCCGACCUUGUCGAGCACGGCAUCGUGCAUCCGGACAUCGACUACGCGCAGCUGCUGAGAAACAACGGACUGGAUCCCAGCAAGCUGCUGCCGCCCGGUAUGGCAGACCGGCUCGACAGGGAAGCAUGGGACCUGCGCCUGUGCCGCAGCUACUUGGCCGAACGGCUCGGGGGACGGGCCGUCCAGCAGCGCGAACCAAAUGCCUUAUGGAAUUUCUUCAGGGGGCGCCAAGUGAAGCACACGCUUCCAUGAGCCGGCCGAGGAGUCCUCUGUAAACGAUCGCUGUGCAGUUAGACAGCAGCGUUAAUUUGCUUCUCGC
Molecule: messenger RNA, 1474 nt
Organism: Dermacentor silvarum
Lineage: Eukaryota; Metazoa; Arthropoda; Arachnida; Ixodida; Ixodidae
Product: putative ammonium transporter 2
Biological process (GO): ammonium transmembrane transport; ammonium homeostasis
Cellular component (GO): membrane
Molecular function (GO): ammonium channel activity
Source: RefSeq, a predicted model, not a curated record